AUGUCAAAGUUUGCUUUUGCCUUUACAGUGAUUUUCUUCUCAAAAAAUAUGAAUAAAAAUCUCGUAGAACAAGUGACAACUGGUUUUUCCUUUCAACUUGAUAUCGGGUAUCUGGAAAUUAUAAAAAGGGCAUGCUAUAACAAUGUUGCACAGUCGAGAGUUCAUUUCACAACAUUUUUGACGAUUAAAAUAUUGAAAGCAAAUACAGAUGAUGAUGAAGCUAUAUCAACAUUUUUACAUGCUUUUUUUAUAAUUAUUCUUGGAAUAUCUGUUAAACAAGUCACGAUAAUGAGAGAUGAUAAAUCUUUGCUAUUGGGAAUUAAAAGAAAUGGAUUUGAUUGUUGCUUUAAUGCGUAA
Messenger RNA from Clunio marinus, 357 nucleotides. The record is from the annotation of a GenBank genome assembly. NCBI's taxonomy places the organism in Eukaryota, Metazoa, Arthropoda, Insecta, Diptera, Chironomidae.